GUACUGUCUCUUUUCACGUUUAUCUUACUACCAUCCAUCAUGCGCUGCAUGAGCUAAUAAAAUAUGAGUCUAAUAGAGAUAAUGUCUAAUUCGCGGUUGAUAUUCCAUGAUAAUGUUUCAUGACAACGCAAAUCAACAUUGAAUUUGUGCGAUAUAGAAAAUUGCACCCGUAACAACCGAUCAGUCUCGAAUGUCCAGUCAUCCGUGUAGUUUGUGCAACUACCAUAAUGUCGGAUGAUGUUUGGAACGAUGAUAUCGCGUACGAGUUCUCUACUCAAAGAACAUUUAUGCAAAUACUCGGUAUAUGGCCGCUACAGAAGAAGAGGAUAUUCAUGACAGUUCAAUGGAGCGUAAUGAUAUUCAUACAGUUGUCACCACUCAUCUUCCUGUAUAUGGAAUUCACUGGAAAUAAUCGUGAUGCUGGUACAGAUAUAGAAGCCAUGUUAUAUUUUGCAACCACGUUGUCCUUAACUUUGAAAUACAUCUGUAUUAAUGCUAACGGAAGUAAGAUGGCAAAAAAUAUUAAUUCUGCUAUCGCCGAUUGGUCGUCUGCAAAGAAUGACGAGGAAUCGUACAAGAUCAUGAAGAAACAUGCGUUUAAAUCCAGGCUAUGUACUUUGUUCAUGCUGUACUUAGCUUUCACAUGUGGUUCCCUUUAUGUACUUUCUGUCGUACUUAUAAACUUAAAAGACCUAUUUUUACCAGGUCAAGUGGUGAACGUAUCAAAUGAUAAUAUCGGUACGAAAGACCGGAUGUUUAUAGUGCCAUGUGGUGAGUUAGGUGAUAAAAUUACCAGUUUACAGUACGUGAUGGUCAUCAUGUUUCAAACGGUUGAAUUACUCAUGAUAUGUGUAUUGCAAUCUAUUGCGGACAGUUUUUAUAUUGGCGUUACUCUACACCUCACUGGUCAACUUAAACUGCUUGAAACAAAAUUUAAAAUUUUCGCAAGCAAGCCAGACGCUCGGAUUAAUCAUCGAAAGCAAUUUAUUAACUUGGUUAAAAGGCACUGUGAAUUAGUGGAGCUCAAUCAGAAUAUAGAAGAUACGUUCUAUCUGAUUAUAUUAUUCCAACUUGUUAUAGUAACCCUUGUGCUCGCGCUACUAGGAUUACGUAUAAUAGUUUGCUUAAAAAACAGCGAUUAUGUCGAAUUAACGAAAAGUACUGUACUGUUGAACUACAUGUUCCUACAAUCGCUGGUGUACUGCUAUGGCGGUGAUUUUGUGCAAAAAGGAAGUGAAGGUAUAUUCCACGCAAUGUUCAUGGCUUCCUGGUUUAAGAUUCCUGCAAGAUUGAUGAAGGACUUGAACUUCGCGAUGAUGAGAUCAAGCUAUCCGUUUCGUCUCACUGGUGGAAAAUUUUUCUACGCUAAUUGCGAAGCGAUGGUGUAUAUUCUGAAGACGGCAGCUUCAUAUGUUUCGGUUUUACGAGUAACACUGAGAGAUUAAUAAAAAUUAUCAAAUAAUCUAAUCACAACUUGCUGAACACAU
Molecule: messenger RNA, 1487 nt
Organism: Temnothorax curvispinosus
Lineage: Eukaryota; Metazoa; Arthropoda; Insecta; Hymenoptera; Formicidae
Product: odorant receptor 82a-like
Exons: 4
Coding region: 228-1445 (405 amino acids)
Biological process (GO): detection of chemical stimulus involved in sensory perception of smell; sensory perception of smell
Cellular component (GO): plasma membrane
Molecular function (GO): olfactory receptor activity; odorant binding
Source: RefSeq, a predicted model, not a curated record